Messenger RNA from Annulohypoxylon maeteangense, 2094 nucleotides. RefSeq names its product amidase signature domain-containing protein. The transcript is spliced from 3 exons. NCBI's taxonomy places the organism in Eukaryota, Fungi, Ascomycota, Sordariomycetes, Xylariales, Hypoxylaceae. The coding region runs from base 1 to 2094 and encodes 697 amino acids. The record is from RefSeq and is a predicted model, not a curated record.
AUGAGGUUCUUUCAGCUUUCAAGCGCUUCUAUAAUAUUCUUUUCGUCUAUGGUGAGGUGUGCACAAACCGUCUCAAAGCAGGUUGAACUCGGUGCAAAUUCGUACUUUCUACCUCCGACUAAGUCUUGGUCCUUCCAAUCAUGGAUGCCUAAACCGAAUGAAUUUUCUGAUGAAUUCCUUCCUUUGACUGUCGUACGACUCAAUAACAGCAGAAUCAAUCCUCAAGACUUAAGAGCCAUACUAGAGUCCUACAAUGCUACUGACGAUGUCUGGACCCCUAACUUUACCAAGGCAAUCUUCUUUGAACACCACGGAAACCAGCUCCAUGGAACUUCUGAAAGCCUCCUUGCGCCCGACUACACUAUCAACAAUAUUUUCGACAGAGCUUCUAAUCGACCGGAUAUUUCCAAUAUCCCUCUCGGACCUUACUUCUUAGAAACGCACACAGGGAAUGUUUACCGGGCAUACAAACUCGUCAAUGAUUUCAAUCAAGCAUUUAUUCAGUCCUCGUACCAAGAUGAAAACUACACCCACCAUCCCCUCGCAGCUGCCUCAAUGUCAGCUGGGGCUCUUACCAUUGGCAUCCCUUCCCGUCUCUACUACACAAAGACGCGCCAACAGCCUUUAGCAGGUCUUCGUCUCGCUGUCAAGGAUUUAUACGAUUUACGCGGGUUGCGGACGAGCGGUGGUAACCGCGCCCUAUACGAGAUGAGCCAGUCCAAGAACGCCACAGCGCUUCCGGUCCAGAAGUUGAUUGAUGCGGGUGCCGUGGUAGUGGGGAAAAACCACUUAUCCGAGUUUGCUUUCGCCGGUAUUGAUGUCCCUGAGCACGUGGAUUAUGUUCUUCCCUUCAACCCGAGAGGAGACGGAUAUAGUUCUCCAAGUGACAGUUCGGGUGGGUCGGGUGCGGCGGUUGCGAGUUACGACUGGCUGGAUGUGAGCAUGGGCUCUGAUACAGGUGGUAGCAUUCGAGGGCCAGCGAUGGUUAAUGGUGUCAUGGGUAGCCGUCCCUCAACUGGGGCCGUCGACCUGAGCUUCGGGGUGCUGCCACUUUCGCCCGCGAUGGAUACAAGUGGUGUGCUGGUUCGAGAUCCCAAGAUAUGGUCUGACGUGAAUAAGGUCCUUUACUCGGGAUUUGCAAAGGAGUACCCUUCCUUUCCUAAGAAGAUAUAUAUCCACGCAGAGACAGUCGAACGGUAUUCUGAAGCGACAGGAGAUGAUGCUGCGUGGUGGGGCAAGGUACAGGACUUCGUGAAAGCGAUGGCAAAGCUCAUGGAUGCUCAAGUCACCCCCCUUUCAAUCGAUACCCUGUGGAAUAGUACGAGCAGUUCUAUUCCAACAAUCGGUGGCAAGGAACUCGGCACCACUAUCAAUUGGACGUACGGUAACCUCACAACAUACGAUCAAUGGAACGAUUUCGGGCGCAAGUAUGUACACGACUGGAUGGCUACGCACGCCGGCGAGUUCCCGCCAAUGGUCCCUAAUAUCCGCGAAGGGUGGCUUAAGGCAAACACAUCGAUUACCCCUGAGAUGCACCGGCAGAGUCUGGAAACCGUACAAAUCGUCAGAGAAUGGGUCGAAAAGGAAUUCCUCCGUCCCGACAACAAAAGUUGCUCCGACGCUGUAUUCUUGACUUUUUCUUCCCCAGCGAAGGCUUAUAAGCCGGACGUUACCACGGACCAAACGAACGUUUACAUGAAGAAGCUGUACGAAAAAGCUUCGCAGCUUCUACUUUCCAACGCCCAGCUCAACGCGACUAUCCUCUGCGACGAAAACAAGCCAGUCAAUAGCAGCAGCAGUGGCGCAUGCGAAGAAGCCCGAGCUACCUUGCGACGAUUGACGAGUUCGAGUACGAGCCCGGUCGCGCCGAGUAGACUUGCGUCUGUAGCGGGGUAUCCCGACUUCGUGAUCACGCUCGGCGAAAUGGCAACGGAAAAUACAAACUCGGAUGCUACGUUGACGGCUCAGGCGAUGCCGUGGUCUGUGAGUGUCUCCGCUGCGCGGAAGUGCGAUUUCAUGUUGCAAGAUCUAGUAUCUGCGAUGGCACGGGGAGGGAUCAUCAAGGGGGUUAAGACUGGGAAACAUGUUCACUGA